UGACUAAGCACAGUAGGAUUCGAGUAGGUUCGAGAUUCUGCACCCAUAGCAGACAUGGUCAAUGCGCCCCAAAAGUAUUAGCGCCACACGUACGCCGUUACAUAGCAUGUGAAUAUAAAACAUCUAGUACUUGUUUAGAGUCAACAGUAGAGGUUAGAGGCAAGAUGAAGUAUUUAACAGUGUUUACUGUAGUUAUCGUGAUUGCAUUAAUGAAUACACCAAUCCAAUCUAAUGAUGAAGUGGAACAAAAUAUACCAAAUGAAUCUCUAGAAUGCUACGUCUGCAAUGACUGUCCCAGGGUCACCAUAAAUACGACCUCAAUGGUCUGCCUUCCAUCUGGCAACGGUGUCAGCCAGUCUUGUUUGGUAUACAUGGAACGUAUUAUAGUUACGAACCGCCCCUUAAUCGUCCGUGGCUGCUCUUCCGAACGCGGUACUUGUGCAGAAAUCAUGGAAAUAGAUAACAUACACAAGGAUAUGGUAGAACUGGUCUCAUGCAUAGAAUGCACAACAAAUAAUUGUAAUACGAAUAGUGGUAUCAACCGAUUAACAGCUCAUCAAUCAAUUGUCGUUUACUUCGCAAUCAUGCUACUUAUACCACUUUACUUUUUUUUCUGUAACAUUGUGUACCCACAGAUAUCUUUUCCCAAAUACCAUACGACUAUAUUUCAUGUAUAAUGUAAAAGAAAAAUAUAGGUACAAGUAGACUGUGUUAUAGUUAAUAAAGUACGUAUUUCCGAAAUUUUCUAAUUAUGAAUCUCACAUACAAAGAAAAUUGUUUUAAAACUUUGGAAGCACUAGAAAAGUUUCUCGAGUUUGGAUGACAUGGAAAUAAUUAAAAAAAAAUCGUAGGUGUGUUUAUGUUGCCCAGUUUAAUAUUAAUACAAAUGAUGUAAAAAGUUAACGGGUGGAUAAAUAAACAAAUUUGACUG
Messenger RNA from Hyposmocoma kahamanoa, 931 nucleotides. RefSeq lists its product as uncharacterized. The transcript has 3 exons. NCBI's taxonomy places the organism in Eukaryota, Metazoa, Arthropoda, Insecta, Lepidoptera, Cosmopterigidae. The coding region runs from base 165 to 677 and encodes 170 amino acids. The record is from RefSeq and is a predicted model, not a curated record.